UUGUUAAGUCGGUCAAUAAUUUGAUUUGAAAGAAUAGAAGAAGCUACCUUCUUCCAUUCCAUACAUACUUAACACACUGAUUUGGGUUUGGUUGGUUGCAAGAAACGAACACAAAAACCAUUUUUGCAUUUCAUUUCAGAAUCAACAAGAUGUGGCCUGCGAUUAUAUGUGGUUUGAUUAUUUACAAACUCUUCAAAUGCUUCUUUUAUGACGACGACGUUUUGGAUAUUGAAGCUUCUGAUUCCACUGUUCUCUUCUCCGUAGCUAAUAGGCUUCAGAAGCUUUUUGGGGGAAAGGUUUUUGUAGGCCUUCGUAUUCCUGAUGCUGAUUCUGCUUCACCACAAACCAUUGAUCUUGUUCUCCUUACUAAACGAGAGCUACUAGUGAUAUCAGUGAAGAACUUCUCAGGAAUUUUGACAGUUCAAGGGGAUGGCAGUUGGGCCUGUGAAAAGCCAGGAAAACAUAAAGUUGACCGUUACCCUGAACCUUUGGAAGAAGUAAGAAAGCAGGCUUCUAUCCUCGAGUCCUAUCUUGAACAAAGAGGGGUUGUUCUACCUAAAGGAUUCCUAAUCUGUAAAGUUAUACUUCCAAAUCCUAAAUUAUGUACCAUUCCUGCUAGUGAUUUCCCAUCUGAAGUUAUUACCCAUGAACAGUUGGUGCAACUGAAGCCUGGAACAAAGAGUGUGCUCUCUAGCUGGGUAAAGAAUACCUUUCUUAGUGGGAAGAAUGAUAUGCAAGAAUCUAGCAAUCAGAAUCUUGAAUUUUCCCUUAGCACAGCUCCAAUAUGGGAUAGGUUGGAACUGAAAGGCAGCAAGUAUGUAUUGGGAGAGUUCCUUGAAUUUAAGGGCAAGGAGGGGGAUGUUGAGGCUUUAAGACAUAUUAGAAGAUCAAAAGUUGGUCAGAUGAUAAUCCAAAAGACAAGCAUGUUUGGACUAGCUCCUUCUACGCUUCAAGUUUUGUACACUUUCCGUGACUACAGAACCGAGGGAGCAUCAGCACCAGAGUGGAACGAAGUGACCGUAAAAUCAAGUACUGAGAUCAUCUUUCAGGUUGAAAAUGCUUCCAAGAUCAAAAAGUUUAAGCUGUCUUCAGUCUGCUCUAUGCAUCUUAGUGCAUAAAGUUACUCAACUGAAAUGUCGGAAAUGUCAAUAACAUUAAACUGUCCUUUUCCAGACAUACAGAAUACUAUUAUGUGGUUGCAUUAUACAGUUUAUAUAGAUAUCGAUAUAGUUGACAGUUUUCUUUUAUUUACACGAUCAUACUAUAAUAGGAACAAGAAAUUCAGCUUCUCAAGAAAGCAGCUAUAAGUCUUGCUGGAAGAGUAAAUUAACUCUGCCACCUGAUAACUGAUAAUGACUCUAGUGGCAACAGUUAAGUAUUAA
Messenger RNA from Medicago truncatula (barrel medic), 1382 nucleotides. RefSeq lists its product as uncharacterized. Bases 150 to 1118 code for a protein of 322 amino acids. The record is from RefSeq and is a predicted model, not a curated record. The transcript is spliced from 7 exons. Lineage: Eukaryota; Viridiplantae; Streptophyta; Magnoliopsida; Fabales; Fabaceae.